UUGGUUGGUAGCACUCAAAUUAGUGAUGGAAGGUGUAGGUUGUUAACGGGCAGAUGAGAGGCAUGGUAUAGCAAACAAAGAUUUUCUCUACCGUUUCACCUCACAGGAGGUGUGAAUUAUUUUCACGUAUCAGUGGUGUUGGCUAGUUUACUCUACUUUUAACUUCACUAAGACGUAGCACCGUGUCAUUUCCCCUGACAGUAGCUGAAUGGCAGCUUGUUUAGAGAUAAAACAAUAAUUCAUUGAGCAGAACACAGCAUUGGCAGCAGGCCAACAUUCUGUGGGUGUUUUGAAUAAAAUGCGUUGGUUUACCAGCCUUGACCGUUUCCUUCACUCAAAUAUGAAAUGCCUUCCUUGAAAUCUGGUUUGGAGCUGGUUUGUGACACAGAAACUGAAAAUGUCACCUCAGUCUGAUGAGAAAAUAGAAUAUAGUUUAGUCUAAAAUAGGCAGCAUGUCAGUUUUAAAUUUUCAUUUAUAUUUUUUAUUCAGAGUGCAAAGAAAAGUCCUUUUGUCAUGACAUGAAUAUCUGUCAGCACAGAAAAGUGUAUGUUAAUCACUUGAGCAGAAGUAAAAUCUUUUGUCAGUAUGUGUUUUUUUUUUUUAUAACUUAUCAUUCUAAGAGAAAUCACCAGCAUCAGAACUAUGUGAACACUAACCUCUUCCUCUACAUCUCGUUCUCUGUCGGCACAGCCCAACCUGUACCCUACAGUCGGCCUCCAGACCCCGGGGGAGGUGGUGGAUGCUAACUUUGGGCAGCACCCGUUUGUCUUUGACAUUGAGGACUACAUGCGGGAAUGGAGGACAAAGAUCCAGGCCCAGAUCGACCGUUUCCCCAUAGGGGAGCGAGAGGGAGAAUGGCAAGCCAUGCUCCAGAAGAUGGUGGCCUCCUACCUUGUUCACCACAGCUACUGCGCCACUGCUGAGGCCUUUGCCAAAUCCACUGAUCAGGCCGUGCAUGAGGAACUGGCUUCCAUCAAAAACAGACAGAAAAUCCAGAAGUUGGUCCUGUCAGGAAGAAUGGGAGAAGCUAUAGACACCACACAGCAGCUUUACCCCAGCCUCUUGGAGAGAAACCCGGAUCUCUUAUUCAUGUUGAAAGUCAGGCAGUUCAUUGAGAUGGUGAACGGCACGGACAGUGAGGUUCGGUGCCUGGGAGGGCGGAGCCCCAAGUCCCAGGACAGCUACCCUGGCUCGCCCCGCCCCUUCAGCAGCCCCACCCACAAAGCCAGUGGCCCCCAAGUCUAUCCGACAGGGUUGGACAGUAACUGCUGUAAUGGUGUGUUGUCCAGUAAACCCACCUCUUCAGCCAACUGUAUGAAGGCCUGCCCCUCCACCCUGGCCAGUGGUGACCUCAGCAGCUUGAAUGGCACAUGCAGCCAGCCGCAGCAGCCGCAGCAGCCCCAGCAGCCGCAGCCGCAGCAGCAGCAGCCCAGCACCAGCAGUGAAGUGGAGAUGGAGGUGGAUCACUUCUCCAAUGGCGUGUCUGAAUCGUCCUCCAAUGGCUUUCUCAAUGGAUCAACACAUGGGGUGGAACCAGAGGACUGUGAUGCCGAGAUGGAGGUGGAGCUGGCUCAGUUCAAGAGGCAACUCUGCGGAGGCAGCCAGGCGGCCAUCGAGAGGAUGAUCCACUUUGGGCGGGAGCUGCAGAGCAUGAGUGAGCACCUCCGUCGAGAGCGCGGCAAGAACGCCGCAAACAAGAAGAUGCUGAAGGAUGCCUUUAGCCUGCUUGCAUACUCAGAUCCCUGGAGCAGUCCAGUGGGCUAUCAGCUGGACUCUAUCCAAAGAGAGCCUGUCUGCUCCACACUCAACAGUGCAAUAUUAGGUAAGCCAGCUAUAUGUUUCCUGACCAAUUUGGUGGGAGCAGUGGAACUGGAUCAGGACAUCAGUGUAACUGUACCACUGGGGACACGGGCCUCAAUACACUGCACAUAUGGAACAGGGUGCCGGUACUACAUCCACUGGUACCAGAAAAAGGAGGGAGAGAGCUUCAAAAGAAUCCUGUACAUAGAUAUGGAUAAUGGAGCCGAGACAAAAGAUCCUGAUUAUAAGGAUAAUAAGAAUUUCCAAGCUGAAAAAAAGGAAAAUAAAUAUGAUUUAAAAAUCCCAGAGAAUGGUGAGGAAUAUAUUAAUAUCACCAUCCACUUCAGUGACCCCGAUGUUGAGACUUCAUCACAACAAGGACAUGAAAGCAGAGCCAUGGGUCCACAACUUGCACUUGUCACUGUUCUCUUACACACAGUGCAAGGGAUUGUGCUGCUCCAUCCGAGGAUCUAUGUGGUUGAAUCUUUUGGAAAUCAAGCUUCAAUUGACUGCACGUACAAAACAGGGUGCUGGGGUUACAUCCAGUGGUACCAGAAAAGGGCGGGAGCCGGCAUUAAGAGAAUCUGGGACCGGAAAAAAGCAAAUGAUCCCGACCAUGAGUUCCAGUCAGAGAAAAAUGGAAACACUUUCACUUUAAAAAUCCCUCAUAUUUCAUCCAAUCAUUCAGCAGUGUACUACUGUGCCUGCUGGACCUCCCACAAAGCACAGAUCUUUCCCCCAACUACCACCACCUCCAACACACAGGAGAGUUCAUUUGAAAAAGAUGUCCGAGCUCUGGAACAUCUGGGUUCUGGUCUUUUUUGGCUUCACAUCAGGACAAGUGACGCAUCCAAAGAUCUGGACUUUGGCUAG
Clupea harengus (Atlantic herring) is the source of this 2674-nucleotide messenger RNA. RefSeq names its product ran-binding protein 9-like (gene ranbp9). NCBI's taxonomy places the organism in Eukaryota, Metazoa, Chordata, Actinopteri, Clupeiformes, Clupeidae. Gene Ontology annotation, molecular function: protein binding. The transcript has 14 exons. The record is from RefSeq and is a predicted model, not a curated record. Bases 788 to 2674 code for a protein of 628 amino acids.